UGUUUCGUUUAUAGAGGAUGCUGUUCAGAAAUCUUUCCAAUAUUUGAAUAAUACCUUAGGUAGAGCGACGACUAUGUAAGGAUACGAAUCUUGGCGCGAUGAACGUUCUUUUUACUCCCCCAGGUGUAGACCCGUCAACGACCCCGCUGCUCGACAACCCAAAUGGCGACCCUCCGAAUUUCGAGGGAGGAUCGACGCUCCAGUGGAUUAUUCUCGCGACGGGCUUGGUGCUCAUACCGAUUAGCACGGUUUUGAUAGUCAUACGUCUGGUCAUGUCGCUUAGGCAUAGCAGGAAAUUGCAUCUUGACGACUGUUUAUGUGUCGUGGGAGAAGCUUUCGGAAUCGCGUAUUGGGUUGUGUUAUAUAAGUUCCAAGCGAAGACCGGGAUAUUUAAACACACAUGGGAUGUGCCCGUCAGCGCCCUUAACAUGACAGUCUUUGAAGGCCAUUUUGCCGGGGAAGUCCUGAACAUGAUCGCGCACGCUUUUGUGAAGUGUUCUAUUCCGGUAUUUUUCAUCCGGGUCUUUGGCUCCCUUAAAUGGCUUCGCCACACUUGCUACGUGCUUAUAGCAGCCGUCGUUAUGUUCUCCGCUUCCCCUCUCAUUUCGUUAGUAGUGGUCUGCAUGCCAGUUCCCAACGAGCACUGGGACGCCUCGUUCGUUGCUAUGUGCGCCACGUCUUCCGGACCGCAGACGAUAGCUCUGGGUGUGUUUGCGGUAAUAUUUGACAUCAUUGUGGUUAUAAUACCGAUAUUUAUCACGUCGAGACUUGUUAUCGAUCGAGAUAAGAAGAGGAAUCUGAUAAUCGUCUUCCUUAUUGGUUUUCUUGUCGUUGCUACUAGUAUUACCGGGCUGGCGUAUAGAAUCGUUGUGCGAUACGGCAAUGAUCCCCUAUGGAACGGCGGGAACGUCGCCAUCACAUCAUAUACGGAAAACUUUGGUACUGCUAUCGUCGGCUGCGCACCAGGGCUACGUGCAUUCUGGCUUGAUCUGUCUAACAAGACCGGGCGAUGGUCGGAGCUUCCGUCUGGACAACAAGAAUCUAAUAGAACUGAGACCUCAUCUUUACCAAGAGAGUCCGAAUUUCCCCUAGGAGUCCCUCCGAUACAUCCUUCCGGAAGUAGGCACUACUGCAAUCAUGCGGAACCUGUAGGUUCUGCAGCACCUACUCAGGGGGAUCAGGACCAGUUGACCCCCCUAACCCCUAUUCACAGACCCACCACCUACCACGGUUCAGCAUAUCGGAGAUGAUACACGUUUUUUCGAAUUACAUAGUGGGAAAUAUUAAGAAAGUGGUAUGCAUGGAGUUGGAAGAUAAAUAACUUCGCAAACUUUACAGGAUACAAUGGUACUUUGCCGAAAAAUCUUAAAACGGAAUUGGCAGUGAUACUAGAGAGAGAGAGAGUUGAGAUCGGGAAAAGUCCAUCGUCAUAUCCUCUAAAUACCUCAGCUAGCAAGCCGAUCAGAGAGUUAGGGUGAUGCCUUUUUUUUUGGCGUUAUACACUUUGAUGGAAUACGGAAUACGGAAGCCUUUGAAGCAAUACGACCUGGAACACCAACCCCAUGGUUUAUAUCCAGUGGGCCGUUUACGAAGAUCUUGGAAUGGACUUAAAGACGGGAAGGGAUUCGAAAACUGCGAUUCUGAUGUAUGGCUAUAGGUGUUUGGGACAGGAGGGAUUUUGUAUUUGUUCGUCUAUUGCAUUUUUGAGGGCUUGGUAGUUUGAAAGGCGCAUUCCUGGAGGUGGAGGUUAAGCUGAUUUUGUAACAGAUACCUUUGCAAUACACAUUUUGAAGACUUGAU
This is a messenger RNA of Daldinia caldariorum, 1800 nucleotides long. RefSeq lists its product as uncharacterized. The record is from RefSeq and is a predicted model, not a curated record. The transcript has 7 exons. Lineage: Eukaryota; Fungi; Ascomycota; Sordariomycetes; Xylariales; Hypoxylaceae. The coding region runs from base 99 to 1250 and encodes 383 amino acids.